Parascedosporium putredinis is the source of this 1416-nucleotide messenger RNA. The record is from the annotation of a GenBank genome assembly. NCBI's taxonomy places the organism in Eukaryota, Fungi, Ascomycota, Sordariomycetes, Microascales, Microascaceae.
AUGGUGCGGCCAUGUCAAAGAUGUGCCAAAGAAACCGCCUACGUCAGCUGCCGCAGCCCUAAGAGGAGCCGACGCUCGGAAUAUGGCGGUAAAGGUCAGACGAGCAGCAGCAGAGAACCGACUUUUCAUUCCCAAUCCGUCUCCCAGCACGGCCCUGCGACCCACGAUGACUUGGCCAUGGCUGAGCUUCUCAUCUGCGGUCGCCCCAACCAUGUGCCCCUCAGGCAACUGCAUCCCAGCGUCCCGCAAAUCAUGUUCCUGUGGAACACCUUUCUCAGCAACGUCGACCCCCUUGUGAAGCUGUUUCACGCGCCCACGGUCCAGGAUAUGAUCUCGCAGGCGACCAUGAAGCUGGACGCCCUUUCGCAACCGGCGGAAGCGCUCAUGUUCGCCAUCUACCUCUGCGCCGUCAUGACGAUGAACGAGCAGCAGUGCCUCCGAGGUCUGGAAACGUCCAAGGAGACUCUGCUCAAGAGGUUUUCCAACGCGACGCAGCAGGCGCUGGUCAAUGCCAAGUUUCUGCAGUACCCCGACGCGGUAAACCUGCAAGCUCUUACCCUAUACCUGGUGCUCUUGAUCAACGAGUGGUCGGGAAAGUACUCUGAGGAGGCUCCGUCGGGUACCAGAGCACCCUCCAACUGCAACGAUGGCGACCUUUCUCCCUUCACGGUCCGGAUACCGGACGUGACCGAAGGCGGAACAGACAUGCUAUUUUGCACGCUUCACAACCGCUUCCGCGCCCUCGAAGCUACGAUGGAUAGCCUCACGUGCCGAUGCGACCCUUCCAUCCCGCUCCACCUCUUCACCGUCCUAAUUGGCCGGUACACGAUAGCGCGGCUGAGGUUCUCGGUGCGGGCCAACGAGGCGUUUGCCGACCACGUUGACCUCGCCUCGAUGCCGGGCGAGACGCGCGGCAUCCUCCUCGACAACGCCCUCGCAGUCCUGCGGUUCGACACGGAGAUGCGGAUGACGCAGGCGAUCCGGCCGUUCCUCUGGCACCCCGUGGCUCGGUUCCCGUUUGACGCGUUUGCGUACCUCCUCGCGUCGCUCUGCGCGGGCGUCGAGGGCCCGCGGCACAAUGCCGCGUGGGCAGCCGUCAACAGCGCGUACGAGGAGUGCCCCGAGUUCUGCUCCCAGCUGGACAACCCGCUGUACUCGGCGGCGGCGGACCUCGCCGUGGGCGCAUGGGAGCGAAGGGUGGCCGGCAUGCAAAAAGAGGCGGCUGCUGCUGCGGCGGCGACGACGACGACGACUGACGAGGCCCAGGGGCUCGGCUGCUGCGAGAUGGAGCCGCCCGGCAGCACAGAGUUUUCGGCCGCGCGACACGCUAUUUCGGCGUUGAAGCAGGCGAGGAGGCGGCGGGGCGGCGAGGGCGCGCUGCUACGACGUCGUAUGGGAAGAAGCACUGGGAUGUAG